This is a messenger RNA of Papilio polytes (common Mormon), 3304 nucleotides long. Its product is annotated as calpain-7-like. Lineage: Eukaryota; Metazoa; Arthropoda; Insecta; Lepidoptera; Papilionidae. The record is from RefSeq and is a predicted model, not a curated record. Gene Ontology annotation, biological process: proteolysis. The coding region runs from base 67 to 2445 and encodes 792 amino acids. Gene Ontology annotation, molecular function: calcium-dependent cysteine-type endopeptidase activity. The transcript is spliced from 12 exons.
UUUAGACAAUAUGUGUAAUGUUUGUUUAUAUUAAUUGUUUAAGAUUAGCGUUAAAAAUAGUAAAUAAUGAGUGAUUUUACAAAUGCAACAGAAGCUGCUUCUCUCGCCGUUAGAUUUGAUCAAACGGGACAAGUUGAUAAAGCGGUAGAAUGUUAUAGGACUGCAGCCAGGCUUUUGGAUAGAGUUUGCGAUCAUGUACCGCCAGAAAAGCAAAUUGAAAUACGAAAAAAAGUUAAGGAGUACCUCGAGAGAGCUACUUUUUUACAGGAACAAAAAGAUAGAGCCCAACAAGCAGAAAGUGAGCGUGGAAUGCAACAAUGUUAUUUCCUAAUGCAACAAGCGUUAGACGCGGAUGAGGCCAGCUUGAAGGACUUGGCAUUACAGUUGUACACACAGGCAGUUGAACUGGCUGUCAGUAUGAAUACAAGUGAUCCUGAUGUAAAACAGAAGGUAAAAAAUGUUGCUGCACAAGCUUUGGACAGGGCAGAGGAGUUAAAAGGCAUCAAGAAAAUCAGUGCAUUGUCAAUAAAUGAACCUGAAAAACCAGCAGUCUCUCCAAGAGCGCAAUUACAAAGAGAACAAAGUGUACAUUUAAAAGUGACGGGCAAGCAAGUUUACACAGAGGAAGAAAAGGAAGUACUACGGCAAACUUCAAAUAUAAAUGACAACUGUUUUCUACCAUUUAUGGAUGUAGAUUAUUCGGAAAAGUUUCAAUAUGCGUUACCAUUUGAAGAUAAAGCGAGCAAAUUGAAGCUAUCGUCUAAGCAGGAGAAAGAAUUUGAUUGUUGGGUGCGACCGCAUGAAGUAUCAGUUGAUCCUAAAAUGAUUGUCGGAGAACAUGUUGAUUGUUACAGUAUAAAACAGACAGUAGUAUCAGAUUGUUCCUUCGUCGCGUCUUUGGCUGUUAGUGCUUUAUAUGAGAAGCGAUUCAAUAAGAAAAUAAUAACUUCAAUUAUAUACCCAAAGAAUAAGAAUAAAGUUCCAGUAUAUAACCCAUUUGGUAAAUACAUGGUCAAAUUACAUUUGAAUGGAGUGAGAAGAAAGGUAAUAAUUGACGAUCGUCUACCUUACAGCAAGUACGGUCGUCUUCUAUGUUCGUACUCGAGUAACAAGAAUGAAUUCUGGGUGUCAAUAUUGGAGAAAGCGUAUAUGAAAGUGAUGGGCGGUUACGAUUUCCCCGGCUCUAAUAGUAACAUAGAUCUGCACGCGCUGACGGGUUGGAUCCCGGAGCGGUGCGCGCUGCGCAGUAAUGACGCGGACUUCAACGCGGGCGCGCUGUACGAGACGCUGCGCACGCGCACGGCGCGCGGCGACCUGCUGGCCACCGCCGCCACUGGCGCGCUCGCCGACUCUGACGCGGAGCGCACUGGCUUGGUGCCCUCGCACGCGUACGCUGUCCUUGAUGUGCGCUGUGUUAAUGGAGUGAAACUACUAAAGCUAAAGAACCCGUGGUCGCACCUGCGCUGGCGCGGGAACUACAGCGAGCUGGACACCGCGCACUGGACUGGCGAGCUGCGCCGCGAGCUGCGCUACGACCCCGACAGCGCGGCGCAGUACGACAACGGAGUCUUCUGGAUAGAUUACGCCAGUAUACUGAAAUUCUUCGAUGUUUUCUACCUCAAUUGGAACCCGGAGAUAUUUAAAUACACAUUCUGUAUACAUCAGAAGUGGGAGGCGGGCACGGGCCCCGCUAAGGACGCGUUCAACGUGGGCGAGAACCCGCAGUACGUGCUGCGCGCGCGCUCGCCCGCCGCCGUCUGGCUGCUGCUGACGCGCCACAUCACCGACAUACGCGACUUCCGCGACAACAACGAGUACAUCACGCUGCUAGUCUACAAGAAUAACGGACGGAGAGUCUAUUAUCCAUACGAUCCGCCGCCGUACAUCGACGGCGUGCGGAUCAACAGCCCGCACUACCUGUGCAAGGUGUCGGCGGGGGAGGGGGACAGCUUCACGCUGGUGGUGUCGCAGUACGAGAAGUCGCGCACCAUACUGUACACGCUGCGUGCCUUCGCCACCUGCCCCGUGGCGCUCGACAGGCUGCACCACUACCCCUGCACGAGGACGCUCCGCGGUGAAUGGUCAGGUAGAACAGCCGGAGGGUGCGAGAACCAUCGCGGGACCUACCCCAACAACCCCAAGUUCACAGUAACAGUGGCGGAGGCGAGGUCUCCCUGCGACAUGGUGCUGGAACUUAAGGGGCCCAAGCAGUACCAGAUCGGAAUCGACGCUAGAGUGGAAUCUAUAGACGACCCUACAGUUACUGCACCCUUUUUGAAAGAAUCAUCAGGCCCUUAUAGAUCAGGUUUCGUAUACUUGGAGCUUCGUAAUCUCCCAGCAGGUAGGUAUAUAAUAACUGUAUCAACGUUCUAUCCGGCUCAGGAGGGACCAUUCUUCCUCGAGGUGAAGUCGACGUGUGAAGUUAGCUGCGAGACGCGCAACUAGCGCCCGCGCUGCCACAGACAACAUAUAUCUCAUUUGAAAACUUGUCUAUGAAUAAAAAAUUGUUUUUAAAUUCAUUUCCGUUGACAACAGGGUUAAAUUAUCUUUUAAGUUUAAAUUGCAUUUAAUUAUUAAAUACUGCACACAGUAAAGUAUACAAUUUUUAUUAUUAAAGUCUAAAGGCGCUCGAAACGCAAUUAAAUGCUUUUUUUAUUUUUAUAGGCGAGAUAUUUUUUUACUUUGAAUAUGGAAUUUUAAAUGAAUUAAAAGAUGUUAAGAUUUAUCGUAAGCAGAAUUUUAUUGUUAUUGUUAAUUCAAUUCUCAUGUCAAAAGUAUAACAUUGUUAACAAUACAAAAUACUCGAAGAAUACAUAAAAUAAAGUGUAUUAAAAAGCAAAAAAAUCUAAUUCAUAAUAAGAAAUAAUUAUUAUAAGUAUAUUUUUAUUAGACGUCACUUAAUUUGAUAGACUAUAAUUGUAAAAUAAAAUUAGAUCUGUGCCUUUAGAGGAUAUGUCAAAAUAGCGCGCCAUUUAGAUUUUUUUGUUGUGAUCACUACAAAAACUUUUUUUAUUGCACAAAACCUUUUUAUACACUUAUUUUAAAUUUUAUAGCAUUUUUUUAUAUUAGUUAAUAAAAAUAUAAUAUAUAAGCAUAAUAGAAUCACAGGUAUCAUAACCUCUUUUGAUAUUUAAUUACAGUUUUUUUUAAAGUCAAAUGUUUUAUAGUUCUGUCGCAGCAAUAGCUACCAGUUGCUUGUUCCGCACGCGCUUGCACACUGUGAUAAUCUGUACCAUUUAGUUAUAAAAUCGACAUUGUAAUUAAGAAAUUUAUAAAUAACGUUAGUAAAUAUUUUCAAUUAAAA